UUUUAGGUGUCAGUAGUGUAAAGUACAGUUAGUGAGACACCAUUUUAUAAUAGAGUUAAUUUUUUUUUGGUUAGAAAUUAAAAUUAAUUUUAAUUAAAAAAAAUGAAAAAAUUAAACAAUUUUAAUAGUAAUCAUAAAAUCAUCUAUGUAACCUUAAUCUAUCUGAUUAUUGAAUGUUGUCAAGCAGAUAAUCAUAAACCAGUAUCAUUGAUAAGCAGUAGUACUGAUAAAAAUGGUACUGAAGUUACAAACAUAAAUGCCCGGGGUGAUGUCCAAAAAAUUCAAACAUCUAUCUCACCAAAUGGUACUAUUAUCAAAACAGUUUAUGUUAAUGGUGUACUACAAUCUGGAAACAGCACAGAAAAUGGCGACGAUAUACCUGUUUUCUGCGAACCGGUACCGAUAAAAAAUAAUUCAAACUCUACAACAUCUACUACGACAGUAAAACCGAAACGAAUCCAAAAAAGUAAUUGUCCGCCGGGUAAUCCAAAUUGUCAAUCGGAUCUGUCAACUGUUGUACCAAAUAGUCCGGCAACCGAUUCACCGCAUUGUCCACCGGGACAACCAAAUUGUCAAUUAGGUACUACUGUUACACCAAAUAGUCAAUCAACCGAUUCGUCGCAAUGUCCCCCCGGACAACCCGAUUGUCAUAAUGGCCAAAAAACGUCAACAACAGCAAAGCCGAAAAGAUACCAACAAAGGAAUUGUCCGCCGGGAAAUCCAAAUUGUCAAUCGGAUACAACUGUUACACCAAAUAGUCCACCAACUGAUUCACCGCAUUGUCCACCGGGACAACCAAAUUGUCAAUUGGUUAGUACUGUUGCACCAAAUAGUCCGCCAACUGAUUCACCGCAUUGUCCACCGGGACAACCAAAUUGUCAAUUGGUUAGUACUGUUGCACCAAAUAGUCCGCCAACUGAUUCACCGCAUUGUCCACCGGGACAACCAAAUUGUCAAUUGGGUACUACUGUUGCACCAAAUAGUCCGCCAACUGAUUCACCGCAUUGUCCACCGGGACAACCAAAUUGUCAAUUGGGUACUACUGUUGCACCAAAUAGUCCGCCAACUGAUUCACCGCAUUGUCCACCGGGACAACCAAAUUGUCAAUUGGGUACUACUGUUGCACCAAAUAGUCCGCCAACUGAUUCACCGCAUUGUCCACCGGGACAACCAAAUUGUCAAUUGGGUACUACUGUUACACCAAACAGUCUGUCAACCGUUUCAUCGCAAUGUCCGCCCGGACAACCCGAUUGUCAGAAUGGCCAAAAAACGUCAACAACAGCAAAACCGAAAAGAAUCCAACAAAGGAAUUGUCCGCCGGGAAAUCCAAAUUGUCAAUCGGAUACAACUGUUACACCAAAUAGUCUGUCAACCGAUUCAUCACAUUGUCCGCCGGGUCAACCAAAUUGUCAAUUAGGAACAACUGAAACGCCAAAUAGUCAGAGACCCGAUUCGAAGGAAUGUCUGCCUGGACAACCAGAUUGUCUUAAACAAUAUGGUCCUGAUGGUAAACCAUUACCUCAGCAACCAACCAAUCAACCUCAAAUUCAACAGAUUUUAAUUGGUCAUGAUGGUAAACCGUUACCUCAGCAACCAAGUAAUCAACCUCAAUUUAAAAUAAUAUAUGGUCCUGAUGGUAAACCAUUACCUCAGCAACCAAGUAAUCAACCUCAAAUUCCAUCCACUUUAUAUGGUCCUGAUGGUAAAUCAUUACCUCAGCAACCAAGUAAUCAACCUCAAAUUCCAUCCACUUUAUAUGGUCCUGAUGGUAAACCAUUACCUCAGCAACCAAGUAAUCAACCUCAAAUUCCAUCCACUUUAUAUGGUCCUGAUGGUAAACCAUUACCUCAGCAACCAAGUAAUCAACCUAAAUUUCAAAUAAUAUAUGGUCCUGAUGGUAAACCGUUACCUCAGCAACCAAGUAAUCAACCUCAAAUUCAAAUAAUAUAUGGUCCUGAUGGUAAACCAUUACCUCAGCAACCAAGUAAUCAACCUCAAAUUCCAUCCACUUUAUAUGGUCCUGAUGGUAAACCAUUACCUCAGCAACCAAGUAAUCAACCUCAAUUUCAAAUAAUAUAUGGUCCUGAUGGUAAACCAUUACCUCAGCAACCAAGUAAUCAACCUCAAAUUCCAUCCACUUUAUAUGGUCCUGAUGGUAAACCGUUACCUCAGCAACCAAGUAAUCAACCUCAAAUUCCAUCCACUUUAUAUGGUCCUGAUGGUAAACCAUUACCUCAGCAACCAAGUAAUCAACCUCAAUUUCAAAUAAUAUAUGGUCCUGAUGGUAAACCAUUACCUCAGCAACCAAGUAAUCAACCUCAAAUUCCAUCCACUUUAUAUGGUCCUGAUGGUAAACCAUUACCUCAGCAACCAAGUAAUCAACCUAAAUUUCAAAUAAUAUAUGGUCCUGAUGGUAAACCGUUACCUCAGCAACCAAGUAAUCAACCUCAAAUUCAAAUAAUAUAUGGUCCUGAUGGUAAACCAUUACCUCAGCAACCAAGUAAUCAACCUCAAAUUCCAUCCACUUUAUAUGGUCCUGAUGGUAAACCAUUACCUCAGCAACCAAGUAAUCAACCUCAAUUUCAAAUAAUAUAUGGUCCUGAUGGUAAACCAUUACCUCAGCAACCAAGUAAUCAACCUCAAAUUCCAUCCACUUUAUAUGGUCCUGAUGGUAAACCAUUACCUCAGCAACCAAGUAAUCAACCUAAAUUUCAAAUAAUAUAUGGUCCUGAUGGUAAACCGUUACCUCAGCAACCAAGUAAUCAACCUCAAAUUCAAAUAAUAUAUGGUCCUGAUGGUAAACCAUUACCUCAGCAACCAAGUAAUCAACCUCAAUUUCAAAUAAUAUAUGGUCCUGAUGGUAAACCAUUACCUCAGCAACCAAGUAAUCAACCUCAAUUUCAAAUAACAUAUGGUCCUGAUGGAAAACCGUUACCUCAGAAACCAAGUAAUCUACCUCAAAUUCCACACACUUUAUAUGGUCCCGAUGGUAAACCGUUACCUCAGCAACCAAGUAAUCAACCUCAAUUUCAAAUAACAUAUGGUCCUGAUGGUAAACCGUUACCUCAGAAACCAAGUAAUCAACCUCAAAUUCCACCCACUUUAUAUGGUCCCGAUGGUAAACCGUUACCUCAGCAACCAAGUAAUCAACCUCAAAAUCAACCACCUUUAUAUGGUCCUGAUGGUAAACCGUUACCUGAGCAGCCAAGUAAUCAAACUCAAAAUCAACCACCUUUAUAUGGUCCUGAUGGUAAAAUAAUAUUUCGUCAACCUAGUAAUCAACCUCAAAUUACACCAACCUUAUAUGGUCCCGAUGGUAAAUCUCGUCAACCUGGAAAUGUCGUUUUAGAUCCUAUUUAUAGCAUUAGAAUACCUAAUGAUCAACAGCCUAACGGUAAUCAAUCUAAUGGACAACAACCCAGUGGUCAACCCAGUGGACAACAACCCAUUGGACAACUUCCCAGUGGUCAACAACCCAGUGGACAGCAUCAUAGUGGACAACAACCCAGUGGACAGAAACCCAGUGGACAACAACCCAGUGGUCAACCCAAUGGACAACAACCCAGUGGACAGCAACCCAGUGGACAACAACCCAGUGGACAACAACCCAGUGGACAGCAACCCAGUGGACAACAACCCAGUGGACAACAACCCAGUGGACAACAACCCAAUGGACAACAACCCAGUGUACAGCAACCCAGUGGACAGCAACCCAGUGGACAGCAACCCAGUGGACAACAACCCAGUGGACAACAACCCAGUGGACAACAACCCAAUGGACAACAACCCAGUGUACAGCAACCCAGUGGACAACAACCCAGUGGACAGCAACCCAGUGGACAACUUCCCAGUGGACAACAACCCAGUGGACAGCAACCCAGUGGACAACUUCCCAGUGGACAGAAACCCAGUGGACAACAACCCAGUGGUCAACCCAAUGGACAACAACCCAGUGGACAGCAACCCAGUGGACAACAACCCAGUGGACAACAACCCAGUGGACAGCAACCCAGUGGACAACAACCCAGUGGACAACAACCCAGUGAACAGCAACCCAGUGGACAACAACCCAGUGGACAACAACCCAGUGGACAACAACCCAAUGGACAACAACCCAGUGUACAGCAACCCAGUGGACAGCAACCCAGUGGACAGCAACCCAGUGGACAACAACCCAGUGGACAACCCAGUGGUCAACCCAAUGGACAGCAACCCAGUGGACAACAACCCAGUGGACAACAACCCAGUGGACAACAACCCAAUGGACAACAACCCAGUAGACAGCAACCCAGUGGACAGCAACCCAGUGGACAGCAACCCAGUGGACAACCCAGUGGUCAACCCAAUGGACAGCAACCCAGUGGACAGCAACCCAGUGGACAACAACCCAGUGGACAGCAACCCAGUGGACAGCAACCCAGUGGACAACCCAGUGGUCAACCCAAUGGACAGCAACCCAGUGGACAACAACCCAGUGGACAACAACCCAAUGGACAACAACCCAGUGGACAGCAACCCAGUGGACAGCAACCCAGUGGACAGCAACCCAGUGGACAACCCAGUGAUCAACCCAAUGGACAGCAACCCAGUGGACAACAACCCAGUGGACAACAACCCAAUGGACAACAACCCAGUGGACAGCAACCCAGUGGACAGCAACCCAGUGGACAAUUGCCUACUAGAAACACUGGAAAUGUCGUUUUAGAUCCUAUUUAUAGCAUUAGAAUUCCUAAUGAUCAACAGCCUAACAAUAAUCAAUCUAAUGGACAACAACCCAGUGGACAACAACCCAGUGGACAACAACCCAGUGGACAACAACCCAGUGGACAACAACCCAGUGGACAACCCAUUGGACAACAACCCAGUGGACAACAACCCAGUGGACAACAACCCAUUGGACAACAACCCAGUGGACAGCAACCCAGUGGACAACCCAUUGGACAACAACCCAUUGGACAACAACCCAGUGGACAACAACCCAGUGGACAACAACCCAGUGGACAACAACCCAGUGGACAACAACCCAGUGGACAACCCAUUGGACAACAACCCAGUGGACAACAACCCAGUGGACAACAACCCAUUGGACAACAACCCAGUGGACAGCAACCCAGUGGACAACCCAUUGGACAACAACCCAUUGGACAACAACCCAGUGGACAACAACCCAUUGGACAACAACCCAGUGGACAACAACCCAGUGGACAACAACCCAGUGGACAACAACCCAGUGGACAACAACCCAGUGGACAACAACCCAGUGGACAACAACCCAGUGGACAACAACCCAGUGGACAACAAACCAGUGGACAACAACCCAUUGGACAACAACCCAGUGGACAAUUGCCUAAUAGAAACACUGGAAAUGUCGUUUUAGAUCCUAUUUAUAGCAUUAGAAUACCUAUUGAUCAACAGCCUAACGGUAAUCAAUCUAAUGGACAACAUCCCAGUGGUCGACCCAAUGGACAACAACCCAGUGGACAACAACCCAGUGGACAACAACCCAGUGGACAACAACCCAGUGGACAACAACCCAUUGGACAACAACCCAGUGGACAACAACCCAGUGGACAGCAACCCAGUGGACAGCAACCCAGUGGACAAUUGCCUAAUAGAAACACUGGAAAUGUCGUUUUAGAUCCUAUUUAUAGCAUUAGAAUACCUAUUGAUCAACAGCCUAACGGUAAUCAAUCUAAUGGACAACAUCCCAGUGGUCGACCCAAUGGACAACAACCCAGUGGACAACAACCCAGUGGACAACAACCCAGUGGACAACAACCCAGUGGACAACAACCCAGUGGACAACAACCCAGUGGACAACAACCCAGUGGACAACAACCCAGUGGACAACAAACCAGUGGACAACAACCCAUUGGACAACAACCCAGUGGACAAUUGCCUAAUAGAAACACUGGAAAUGUCGUUUUAGAUCCUAUUUAUAGCAUUAGAAUACCUAUUGAUCAACAGCCUAACGGUAAUCAAUCUAAUGGACAACAUCCCAGUGGUCGACCCAAUGGACAACAACCCAGUGGACAACAACCCAGUGGACAACAACCCAGUGGACAACAACCCAUCGGACAACAACCCAGUGGACAACAACCCAGUGGACAGCAACCCAGUGGACAGCAACCCAGUGGACAAUUGCCUAAUAGAAACACUGGAAAUGUCGUUUUAGAUCCUAUUUAUAGCAUUAGAAUACCUAUUGAUCAACAGCCUAACGGUAAUCAAUCUAAUGGACAACAUCCCAGUGGUCGACCCAAUGGACAACAACCCAGUGGACAACAACCCAGUGGACAACAACCCAGUGGACAACAACCCAGUGGACAACAACCCAGUGGACAACAACCCAGUGGACAACAAACCAGUGGACAACAACCCAUUGGACAACAACUCAGUGGACAAUUGCCUAAUAGAAACACUGGAAAUGUCGUUUUAGAUCCUAUUUAUAGCAUUAGAAUACCUAUUGAUCAACAGCCUAACGGUAAUCAAUCUAAUGGACAACAUCCCAGUGGUCGACCCAAUGGACAACAACCCAGUGGACAACAACCCAGUGGACAACAACCCAGUGGACAACAACCCAUCGGACAACAACCCAUUGGACAACAACCCAGUGGACAACAACCCAGUGGACAGCAACCCAGUGGACAGCAACCCAGUGGACAAUUGCCUAAUAGAAACACUGGAAAUGUCGUUUUAGAUCCUAUUUAUAGCAUUAGAAUACCUAUUGAUCAACAGCCUAACGGUAAUCAAUCUAAUGGACAACAACCCAGUGGUCAACCCAAUGGACAACAACCCAAUGGACAGCAAUCCAGUGGUCAACAAACUAAUAGUAAACCUGGAAGUCCCGCUUUAGACCCUAUUUAUGUCAUAAAAACGCCUGGUGGACAACCGUCUAAUGGUCAACAGCAUAAUAAAAACCCUGGAAAUCUCCCAUUAGAUCCUAUAUAUGGCAUUAAAAUACCUAAGGAUCAACAGAUUACUGGUCAACAAAUACAACAACAACAACAUUUUGGUCAACAGCCAAAUGGUCAGCCAUCUAAUAGACAACCAUCUAAUGGAACGUCUGGUGUUAAUGGUAUCGAACCUAUAUAUGGUAUUAGAUGGAUCAAUCAACAGCCUAGUAGUAGUAGUAAUAGUAGUAGUAGUAAUAAUAUUGGUGUCACCAAUGGUUCUGGCCAAUCGGGUAGUAAUAAUAAUAAUGGCCAAUCAUCAAACAGCAACACGAUUAAACAUAGACCAAUAGUUUCCGGUUUUUUCCAUUACCUACCCUCACCAAGUAUCAAUAAUUUCAAUUGGAAACCAGACAACAAUAAAAACAUUCGACCUGGCGGUAUUUUCUUCAAUUAUGUACCAUGGUCAUUAACUGGUUGGGAUAGUAGUGUUCAAGAUAAAAGCUCAAAUGGUAACAAUAAUAAUAAUAAUAAUAAUAAUCUGUUUGGACGAUUUUUUCAAUUUCAACCAUGGUCAUUCGAUGAUUUUAGUCAAUAUCAACAAUUUGGUAAUAUGGAUAAUAAUGGUGAUAGUUUAAUAUUUGGUAAUAACCAAGGUAAAUAGAUUCAAAUAGAUUCAAAUAUAUUUAAAUAGACAGAUAAAUAUAUAUUUAUAAAGAUAUUAUUU
This is a messenger RNA of Oppia nitens, 7617 nucleotides long. RefSeq names its product mesocentin-like. The record is from RefSeq and is a predicted model, not a curated record. Lineage: Eukaryota; Metazoa; Arthropoda; Arachnida; Sarcoptiformes; Oppiidae. The coding region runs from base 103 to 7554 and encodes 2483 amino acids. The transcript has 3 exons.